AUGGCAAACAACGCAAGUCUCAAGCCUGUCAAAGACUUGAAACCAUUUAAGACUAAAUGGCGAUCUCAAGUGAAAGUGCUACAUUCAUGGCUGCAAAACACUGGUUCUGGUGGGGAGACUCUUCAAAUGGUUCUGACCGAUGAACAAGGUGAGAAGAUUAGUGCUACGUGCAAAAGAAAUCACAUUUUGAGUGUCCAGCGAAAACUACCCCUGGGAAAAUGGUGUGUUCUCACAACGUUUUCCGUUUCGCAAGCAUCAGGCCAAUAUCGGCCAACAAGCCAUCCAUACAAGAUAAUGAUCAGUGACGAAACUGUGAUAACAAAUUCUGACCUAAUUCAAGAUAGCAUCUUCCUGUCUCUUGCCAGAUACGAAGACAUCAUUGAUGGGAACUUUAAGACCAACUUCCUUAUUGGUAAUACCUUUAUGUCAAUAUGUUAUGGGAAAAUUGUAAGGCUUGAACCAGUUCAAACCGUCCAAGUUAAAGGACAGGACCGGAAAAAAGUUCAAUUUCGUUUGGUUGAUGCAAAUGGUAAGGACCUUGCAUGUUGUUUAUGGGGAAAAUAUGCAGAGCAAUUGGAGGCUUAUGUUGAAUGUGAACAACCACUGAUCUAUUUGAUCAGGUUCGCCAAAAUCAGUUUUUACAGAGGUGAGGUGAAAAUCACAAAUGCUUUUGAUGCAUCCAUUGUUUAUCUUGAUCCAACUAUGGAGGAAGCAUUACAGUUCAAGGAGAAGCUGGGGGAAGAUGAGCUUCCUCUUGCUGUUAUUGAGAAGAAAAAUGGUUGCAAACAUCGUGCCAUAAAACUUGCAUCAAACCAUGACGACAACCAACUUUGGCGUUGUGAGAAGCGCCAAGUUAAAAUCACAGAAGUGAUACCUGUGUUCAAGCUUCAUUUGAUUGUGAGGGAUGACACAGAAACAUGUAAGUUGAUGUUGCUGAACACUGUUGCUAAGACCAUUGUUGGACGUGAAGUUGUUGAUCUGUGGGAUGGCUCCUAUGAUGAGAUUGAAGAUCCAGAGCUCCUACCAGAACCUAUCAGAGCUUAA
Messenger RNA from Brassica napus (rape), 1044 nucleotides. RefSeq lists its product as uncharacterized. Lineage: Eukaryota; Viridiplantae; Streptophyta; Magnoliopsida; Brassicales; Brassicaceae. Bases 1 to 1044 code for a protein of 347 amino acids. The record is from RefSeq and is a predicted model, not a curated record. The transcript has 9 exons.